Messenger RNA from Onychostoma macrolepis, 2984 nucleotides. RefSeq names its product myotubularin related protein 7a (gene mtmr7a). The transcript has 15 exons. Gene Ontology annotation, biological process: dephosphorylation. The coding region runs from base 291 to 2264 and encodes 657 amino acids. NCBI's taxonomy places the organism in Eukaryota, Metazoa, Chordata, Actinopteri, Cypriniformes, Cyprinidae. Gene Ontology annotation, molecular function: phosphatase activity. The record is from RefSeq and is a predicted model, not a curated record.
CAAGUCUACCACCCCUGAUCCAGCUCAAUUGGAUGGACAGAUGUUUACAUGAAGGAUUUACAGACCCAGCAGCGGUCAGCGCGGCAGAGAGACCUACGGUGAAUCACUACAGAUGACGGGAGGAGCCAUAUGUAACCGUAUCAACCAGGAUUCAAAGCAGCUCAGCGUUUCUGACAAUACUUCAGCUAUUAUUGUGUUUGAAUUAACACAAUAUCACUCGUUCAGCAUGACACUAAGAAGUAUUUCUGUACCCUGAUAAGCUGCACGCGCCAGAGGUGUGGUGGUCAGAGAUGGAGCACAUCAGAAUGCCAAAGGUUGAAAAUGUCCGGUUAGUGGACAGAAGUUCUUCUCGAAGAACUCAAGUGGGCACACUCUACCUUACAGCCACACACACUAUCUUUGUAGGUAAAGGAUCUGAGGACAGAAAUGAGCUGUGGGUUCUUCACAGUUUAGUGUGUAAUGUUGUAAAGCAUAAAGCAUCUCAGAGUGGAUACCCUAUAUUAAUCCAUUGCAAGAACUUUCAGGUUAUACAGUUUAUCAUUCCUCAAGAGAGCGACUGCCACGAUGUUUACAUUUCACUCUCACGUCUCUCCAGGCCAGAAAAAUAUGAGGAGUUAUAUUGUUUUUCCUUCAAUCCCAAUGUUGACAAAGCUGAAAGGGAGCACUCAUGGGACUUUUUAGAUCUGAAGGCUGAGUACAGUCGAAUGGGACUUCCAAAUAAGCUAUGGCAUGUCACCCCAAUCAACCGAGAGUAUAGAGUAUGUGAUACUUACCCAGCUGACUUGUUGGUGCCUAAAUCCGUCACCCUCCCUGUCAUCGUAGGAAGCUCGAAGUUUCGUAGCAGAGGUCGAUUUCCCACGUUGUCAUACUACUGCAAGGAAAACCAUGCCACGAUAUGUCGCAGCAGUCAGCCUCUUUCUGGCUUCAGUGCUCGCUGCCUGGAGGAUGAGCAAAUGCUGCAGGCCAUCAUGAAGUCUAAUCCUGGCAGCAGAUUCAUGUAUGUUGUGGACACCAGACCCAAGCUAAAUGCAAUGGCGAACCGAGCUGCGGGCAAAGGCUACGAAAAUGAGGACAACUACUGCAACAUUAGGUUCCAGUUCAUUGGCAUUGAAAACAUCCAUGUGAUGAGGAACAGUCAGCAGAAACUCAUAGAGGUUUCUGCACUGCGUUCGCCCUCCAUGGGAGAAUUUCUAAUGGGACUUGAAAAUUCAGACUGGUUGAGACACAUCAAAUCAAUCGUGGAGGCGGGAAUCUUCAUAUCUAAGGCUGUGGCAGAGGAAGGGGUCAGCGUCUUGGUUCAUUGUUCUGAUGGCUGGGAUAGGACGGCCCAGGUGUGCUCCGUGGCCAGUGUGCUUCUGGAUCCUUACUACAGGACCCUCAAGGGUCUGAUGGUGCUGAUUGAGAAAGACUGGGUUUCUUUUGGACACAAGUUUUCACACAGAUGCGGUCAUCUUGAUGGAGAGGCAAAGGAAGUGUCACCUGUCUUAGACCAGUUCCUGGAAUGUGUAUGGCAGCUUAUGGAACAGUUUCCUUGUACUUUUGAGUACAAUGAGAAGUUUCUGAUCAGCAUCCACAACCACGUCUACUCCUGUCAUUAUGGCAACUUUAUUUGUAACAGCCAGAAGGAGAGGAAAGAUCUGUGCAUCAAAGAGAAAACUCAUUCCAUAUGGCCUCAUUUAUGGGAGAACAAGCUGGAUUUCAUGAACCCUCUGUUCAAACCUGAUCAGAGCCAGAAUCAGGGACUCCUGAGGCCCAGUACUGCCCCCUACUGUUUUAAAUACUGGAGAAGGCUGUAUAAUCGUUUUGAUCGUGAGUUGCACCCACGUCAGUCUGAGAUAGAUUGUCUGAUGACGGUAAAAGAGGAAACGCAACAACUUGAGGAAGAACUGGCCCUCUAUGAGCAGAAAAUGGCUGUUCUGGAUAAGGAGCGUGCAAAAACCCUUUACAUGCAAAAGGGUGUAUUGGACAGCAAGCAGGCCCUUUGGUCGUUACCUUUAGAUACAAGCCUAGCCAAUACUCCUCAGGAUUACAUCGGUGGCUUUAUAGGUGGUGCUCCCAAUGUUUUCACCCUACAACAAGGAGAGAGAGAAAGCGGAGAGCUUUGCCUGUUUGGAAACAAACCAAAAAGCUCUGAUGCUGACAAUAGUGACCAGGAGUCAGGAGUGGCAGAUUUCAGCUCCCAUUCUUCUGGUGAAGAUUCCUUGCCAAGUGAGGACAGCGUGAAGGAUCCUGACUCAGAUGAGACUGGCCCCAACAGAGCGUGAACAAAUGCAACAGUUUUCAAGAAGAAAAAGCUAUAGCAUCUACUGUAUGUGAGCAAGAUAGGAGUGUGGGUAUUUCAAAUUAUGCAAAGAUAUUGGACAAUGUGGAGAUGUGUCUCAUGUGUCUGGCGUUACAGAAGCAUGUCUUUCUGUCUGAAUGUGUGAUACAGGUGUACUAUAAAGAGUUAUGUUUUAUUCUAGUAUAUAUUUAUAAUUUCUCAGCAUGAAUUCUUUCAAGCAUUAAAUACUUGUGUGCAAUAAAUGAUCUGAUCUUAAUUUUUUGCACUUUAUGCACUUGAAUAACAUGAAUACAUGAAAAUUCAGUUUGUUGUGAAAUUAAUAUAUUUACAUUUCUACAAGUGUGCUUUAGAAGUAACAUUUACUUAUUUAAAGGUAUUUAUUACUUAGCAGAUUCGGUCAGUCCUUGGAUAGUUUGGAUAGUGUAAAACUACAAUUUCUGUGCAUAUUGUAUAAGUUGUGCACUUAAAACUGAGCCUGGCACAUGCACGGAACCAAAAGAAACCAGACCAAAUGCAAUGUUGCAUUUAAUGCAGCAAAACGAAUAAAAUACUCAUGUAUACAUUUAGGAAAUUAAUGUUCUCAGAUUAUUUUAAAGGAAUAAUGGAGACAAUUCUCAGAUUUAGGUCAGUUUAGAUCCAUAUUGAAGGUUUGCUCACCUGUUAUCAUGUCUUAACCUCUCCCUUUGUCACAAGGUCUGUAAUG